AUGUUGAAUGCCUCGUCGACGGACUCGCUAGCGCAGGGUUCUGCCUUCUCGCGUUCACAGCUGACGCAUACGGAUUCAGCACUGCCUCGUAUCGUGGCAAUCACAUCGGUCGUGACUGAGACGGUUCAUCCUACGUAUGUCUUCACCGAGGUGAUUACGGAGACGACGGAAACUUCCAUGACGAGCACGAUUAGGCCGGAGCUAGAGACGAGCUCUUCCGAAUAUGUGCAACCGGACACGGUUCAGUCGAGCGCGAGUCAAACACAGAUGGCGGAGCCAGGCACGUCAACAUCAUCAAUGACCCAAUCCACUAUACUGUUACCCGCCACAACCCAGUCACCGUCUCCGUCGUGGACAUCUAGUCUAAUGACCCCCUCGACACAACCCAUGGAUGACUUGACAAUUUCCCACUCUCCCUACACAGAGAGACCGGAGCCGAUGCUCCCUUUUUCCGGGCACCCUACUGCGGAUGCCCAAACGAAUCCAUGGGACCCGCUGCCAGUGGGCUCAUCCUUGGCUUCAUCUCCACUCCCCAGCAGCACGUUCUCAUCAACCACAUUAUCAACAGCAAUAUUAAGUACGACAAGCAUUCAGACCACUACCUCAAGCACCCAGACAAGCUCAAGCACCCUGACUCCGUCAAGUCUUCCUCAAAUUGUCACAGCCCCCAUCCCAUCAAGCCUAUCGUCAGCCUCUUCUCCUUUAUCAUCUACCUCCUCAUCUUCGCCUUCCUCAUCAUCAAUAGCAGGAAUUAUCUCAGGCUCAGUCUACAGCGAGGGCCCAGCGAACCAAAACAAAUCUUUCUCCCAUCACGUGGGGGCCAUUGUCGGUGGCACAGUUGGCGGCACCGCCUUCAUCGCCCUAGGCCUACUCGCAUGCUUCCUCUUCUUCCGCCGUAGGCGACGAAGGUGUACGGUCCACCGCCAAGGUAGUCCCGGAAAGAGAUUGCUUCGCACUAGUGACUCGAUGAGUUCCAUUCGUGGCCUGCAUGGCCGUCAAUUCAGCCAGCCCUCGUUCCCUAUCGCACGCACCACUAUCCCCUCGGCCCCCAUAUUCCCGGCGAGCCGGAACUCCAUGCCACCCGGCCCCCGCCCCAACCCAACCAUGGCAGCAUCCAACCAAGACCUCUCCCUCGACAGGAUGUACCCUCGGAGCAGAGAGCAGCAUGAUACUUUCGCCGACCCAGAAGACGGCCUUGUGUCCCCAAUCAUCCAACUCCACCCACCCUCGUGCACGGUAUCCAACUACUCUCCCCAUUCCUCAUGCGAGGGAGGGCUGGAGUUCGUCAAGGGCGACGACUACGAUUCGUCGGCCCGUACUUCCAGGUACGAGAGCAUCUAUUACCCGGACGAGAGCACUAUCACACUGCCUUUCCCCCACCCCCGCACCAACUGGCUGUCUCCGCACUGCCACGACAACUCGAAGACGCGCCUCAGCACGCGCAGCGAUCCAUUUGAUCUGGAGACACCGCUAAAGGCAUUGCACGAGUGGCCUCCUCUACCGCCGCGGCCUACGGCGAGGGGCGAUAACUUCUAG
Molecule: messenger RNA, 1536 nt
Organism: Penicillium canariense
Lineage: Eukaryota; Fungi; Ascomycota; Eurotiomycetes; Eurotiales; Aspergillaceae
Exons: 1
Coding region: 1-1536 (511 amino acids)
Source: RefSeq, a predicted model, not a curated record